GGCGAGAGACGCAGCACGACGGUUAGUCAGGCCUGGAGCGAUGUUUCUAGUCGCAUCAUUAGCAAGAAAAACGCUGUGCUUGAUGACGAUGCUGAGGAAGAAGAGUUGGUGCCUGCACUACCUGGGAGAGGAAAACGAAAACGUGAGAUGCUUUCUGGUAUGGAGCUUUCGAGCUUCGUCGAUCUGGAAGCCAAGAAUGAGGAGCAUGAAGACCAAGACUUCUUGGGUAGAAAUACAACUGCAAUUCUUGGCUCAUCUUCAAGGAAAGUUGUUGACGACAGAGACGCAUGCAUGCAUCUUGGUUCAUCAAGCAGUGACGAGGAUGGAGGAGGGGAGCAUCUUCUGCCUUGUCAGGUGAGGACAAGAGCAGGCGGAGAUGAAGAUGGCCAUGCUGAGGAUGUGAUCUCCGAGGAUCGGGUGCUGGAAAAAUCAUCCAAAAGAAAGCCUUCUCUUCUUAGUCGUGGAGGUGCAAGGGCGUCUUUGUUGGAAAUGGAGGCUCAGGAGUCCCGUGGGCGAUCGUCGUAUUCCGCUUGUUCGGGAAGUAAAGAUAGAAAAGAGGAUGCCAGGACCUACAAGCAGAUGGGCCUGGACAGUAUUCCAAGAUGGGCUUUCGAUUCAGCUUUACAUCUACGACGACAUUGGCGAGAAUUGUUGUUCCUGUUCCUCCUGCAGAUCUCGCUCUUUCUACUCGUCUACGUAGUCGCGUCAUGUCUUCUCGCGUCAGCAUCUCUUUCUUCUGGUGCAAAGAGCAGCACUUCUGACGGCGACGACUUACAGCUAUUCAAAGCAGCAAGGGAAGAUGAAGCUCUACAACGAGUAAAAGCAACAUCUACAGCAACUUCAAAAAGCGUCAACAUGCAAGUUCCUUCAGCAUCCUCUUCUAGCUCUUCUUCGAGGAUCACUCUCAGUAGUUUCAAGAUUUCCUCACCAGCUACUUCAGCAUCUUCUGGCUCGUGGAUCAUGAAUAGCGGGAGCAAGAAUGCGGCGAC
This is a messenger RNA of Amoebophrya sp. A25, 989 nucleotides long. The record is from the annotation of a GenBank genome assembly. Lineage: Eukaryota; Dinophyceae; Syndiniales; Amoebophryaceae.